Molecule: messenger RNA, 1157 nt
Organism: Aspergillus glaucus CBS 516.65
Lineage: Eukaryota; Fungi; Ascomycota; Eurotiomycetes; Eurotiales; Aspergillaceae
Product: prephenate dehydratase PHA2
Exons: 2
Coding region: 136-1041 (301 amino acids)
Biological process (GO): L-phenylalanine biosynthetic process
Cellular component (GO): cytoplasm
Molecular function (GO): chorismate mutase activity; prephenate dehydratase activity
Source: RefSeq, a predicted model, not a curated record
AGUCGGGGAGCUGAAUAGGAUUUCGCUAUGUUCUCUUGCAGUGAAAUCACAAAAUAAACAGAGCAAUAAGAAGUCGGUACUAGGAAAGGCUUUCCCUGGACGAUCCGAAUUUAGCUGUGCGAGCAUCGAACCCCGAUGGAGCUCUCCAAGGUCUCAUUUCUGGGCCCGAAAGCGUCCUUCUCCCACCAGGCAGCUGUAGAGGCGUUUGGAGAUCCGGUGCAAUUAACCCCGUGUUUGACGUUUGCAGACGCCUUCGCGGCAGUCCAACAAGGACAGUCGGACUAUGCAAUAAUCCCUGUCGAAAACUCGAGCAACGGAUCCGUCGUGCAGACCCUCGAUCUUCUAGCAGAUCGGAAUGAAAUUUACGGCGAUGUCGAAGUAUGUGCGGAACAUUACCUGACAGUCCAUCACUGCUUCAUGGUUCGAAAGGACACAUUACCAGCAUACAGCUCGAUAACCAAGCUAUACACACAUCCGCAGGCCUGGGGGCAAUGCGAAACUUUCCUCAGCAAAAACUUCAAGGGGGUGGAGCGACAAGAUGUCUCUUCAACCUCAAAGGCCGCUGAAAUUGUUUCGAAGGAGACCACAGAAUGCAGUGGCGCCAUCGCCAGCCGCUUUGCGGCGGAAUACCAUGGCGUGGAUAUUCUGGCAGAGAACAUCGAGGAUAAAGCCGAUAACACAACACGAUUCUUGAUAUUGAGGAAUGUGCAUUCGGAGCGCUUAGCCCGAUUGACUUUUGAGGACGCAAUUCCAUCCAAGCCUUCAUCGACUGCUUUGAAGACUCUGAUUUUGUUCACAGUCGACCAUGAUUCACCCGGGGCGCUGGCAGACGCCUUGUCAGUUUUCAAAGAUCAUGGACUGAACUUAACGAGCAUAAACACGCGUCCGAGCCAAAAGCGAGCUUGGCAAUAUGUGUUUUUCGUGGAGUGUGCUAGAGUCCCUACGCCGCAGAACCAAGAAGCUGUCACUCGAAUUCUACAAAGCUUGCCGCAGGUGACCGAGAGUUGCAAAUACCUGGGAACUUGGAAAGAUAGACUCUGAUCCAUUUGUUCACAUAUAACUGAUAUGUAUAUAUACGUACAAGAGCUGCUAUUUUUGGAUAUGAGUUCGAAAGCAGCAAAUACUGCUGAACAACAAGAUACCACUUUGCGAUCAAC